Messenger RNA from Brassica rapa (field mustard), 2826 nucleotides. RefSeq names its product glucan endo-1,3-beta-glucosidase 8. The record is from RefSeq and is a predicted model, not a curated record. Gene Ontology annotation, biological process: carbohydrate metabolic process. Gene Ontology annotation, molecular function: hydrolase activity, hydrolyzing O-glycosyl compounds. Lineage: Eukaryota; Viridiplantae; Streptophyta; Magnoliopsida; Brassicales; Brassicaceae.
AAUGUUAAAAUAUUUGUUCUAUAAACUUUACCCUUACAAUCGGCGUAAAUAUUUGGUAUACAAGAAAUGUAAAACAUAAUAUCUAAUACAAAAUCUACUUAAAAAGCAUAUAUAUACUAACAUCUCUCACAAAUUACAAUAAAUUUUAUUCAUGAAAAGAUGCUUAUAUGGACCAACCGUAACUAGUUUAUGCUUCUAUUAAUAGGUGUGUUUCUUCAUUAUUUUAUAAUGGGCUACCAAUUUACCAAAUCAAGAAUCUCUAUCGUCAUGCCUAAUAUUUGGAUGUUUCUGGUAUUUAAUUGGAGUUUUAAUUUGCAUACAUCAUCGGGAUUUCUUCUCGUAAGUUCAUUUUGUACGUACUCGACGACUGUGGAAAAUAUAAUAAAACAUUUUCUUAAUUAAGUAAGCCAAUAUAUACAUCAUAGUUAUUAUACAUAUCCGGUAUUUGAGGCUUGUAUUAUUAUUUUUAUGUUAAUAUCUUUUUGUACAUUUUUUUCAUAUAAUGUUUUGGAGUUCUGUCGACUCAGCUAACGAAAUUUGAGACCACUUGUCUUUUUUUUCCUUAUUUGUCGUAAUCAAACCCAAAAAGAAGUGGGUGCCAAUUUUCACGAACCAAAUCAAAGUAAAAUUGAAACCUCUUUAACACUGCGUAUAAAUUUCAGUUCACAUCAUUCAUCCUUGUGUAAAUGGCUUGAUUCUCACUACAUUUUGAAAGUAACUCUCAGCACUAAAUUUUAUCUUAUGCGAAUAUUUCAUUUAUCAUUUGGUAUAUCUACAUCCAUUAAAAGAGACUAUAGUAUUUUUGUAAACUAUAUACUUCGUUCAUGUCGAUCGAAUGGACCUAACUAAGAGGAUUCGUUUCGUAAUCAUAUAACCACGAUAGCGAUUUUAACCUGCCAUUUUAAUACUUCUCUAGUCCAGCGUGUGAACCUGCAAGUUACGUAUUUUUGUUUUUAUGUUAAUAUAGUUUAUUAUGAGUAUUAUUUUAUGGUCGGUUGUUUGUUUCAAAGGCCGGUCUUGGACUCUGUUUCUUUCGUCUUCCCUCUAAUAGUCUCUUUUACCUAUUCUAUUUGAUUUCUUCUUCCUUCUUCCGUUCGCUCACUCAGAUCUCUCUAUCAUCUUAAAUAAUAUAUCUUUCUUUAUUCAAAGUUUCAAACCACUACAAAAGAACAGAAAGCCCACAUGAAGUCUUAUUUAUUUCUCAUCGUUUUCACAAUAUUAUCAUCACACGGAAACAAAUAGAAACAUUUUUUUUUUGAGAAUUGAAAAAAAAUGUAUUAUCGGCAGAAACGGAGUCCCAUGAAUAGCUCUGCCUUUUUCUUCAUCGUUAUCUCCACCGUCUGCUUUUCCUCCGGAGGCGUCUCUGCUCUGGGAGUAAAUUGGGGAACAAUGGCGAGUCAUCAGCUGCCACCAAAGACGGUGGUUAGGAUGCUUACAGACAACAACAUAAAGAAAGUGAAGCUGUUCGAUGCCGACACUGACACGAUGGGAGCUCUCGCCGGCUCAGGCGUCGAAGUAAUGGUGGCCAUCCCAAAUGAUCUGCUCCAAACCAUGGGAACCUAUCAAAGAGCUAAGGAUUGGGUCCAACGAAACGUCUCUAGGUUCAACUUCAACGACGGCGUUAAGAUCAAAUAUGUUGCCGUAGGGAACGAGCCGUUCUUGACAUCAUACAACGGAUCAUUCAUAAACCUGACGUAUCCAGCACUCGUCAACAUCCAAACCGCUUUAAACGAAGCCGGAAUCGGAGAUUACAUCAAAGCCACCGUUCCCUUAAACGCCGACGUUUACAACUCUCCCCCGGACAACCAAGUCCCAUCCGCAGGAAGAUUCCGUUCCGACAUCCUCCAAGAAAUGACAGACAUCGUCAACUUCCUCGCACAGAACAAAGCUCCUUUCACCGUCAACAUCUACCCUUUCUUGAGUCUCUACUUAAGCAGCGACUUCCCUUUCGAGUACGCAUUCUUCGACGGCCAAAACACCGUUAACGAUAACGGCGUUAUCUACACGAACGUCUUCGACGCUAGCUUCGACACUCUUUUAGCGUCUUUAAACGCGUUGAAUCACGGCGAUAUGGAAGUGAUCGUUGGAGAAGUCGGUUGGCCUACGGAUGGUGACAAGAACGCAAACGUUGCAAACGCGGAACGGUUUUAUUCCGGUUUGCUUCCCCGGUUAGCUAAUAACAUAGGUACUCCUAUGCGUAAAGGUUAUAUCGAGGUUUAUCUUUUUGGAUUUAUCGAUGAAGAUGCUAAGAGCGUUGCACCGGGAAACUUCGAGCGUCACUGGGGGAUAUUUAAGUUCGAUGGACAACCGAAAUUCCCGGUUGAUUUACAAGGACAAGGUCAGAAAAAGUUCUUGACCGGAGCUCAAAACGUUCAGUACUUGCUAAACCAGUGGUGCAUGUUUAAUCCGAACGGUCGUGGUAAUAUCAGUAAGCUUGGUGAUAACAUAAACUACGCGUGUUCGCUCUCUGAUUGUACUGCUUUGGGUUACGGAUCUUCUUGUGGGAAUCUUGAUGCUAAUGGGAACGCUUCUUACGCGUUUAAUAUGUAUUUUCAAGUGCAAAACCAAGAAGCUCAAGCGUGUGAUUUCGAAGGGCUUGCAACGAUUACAACGCAGAAUAUUUCUCAAGGACAAUGCGUUUUUCCUAUUCAGAUUGGAAAGCCAUCGUCUGGACAUUAUGAUUAUAGCUAUAGUUCCAUUGUUAGGUUUGGUUUGGUGAUUAGUGGCUUGAUGUUUCUUCUUAUUACAUAAAGAGAUUUACAUAUGUUUUUAUUUUGUUGUAUAUGACUGAUUCUUUGUUCAUCAAUCAUUUGAUAUUUUGUUCCA